Cetraspora pellucida is the source of this 258-nucleotide messenger RNA. The record is from the annotation of a GenBank genome assembly. Lineage: Eukaryota; Fungi; Glomeromycota; Glomeromycetes; Diversisporales; Gigasporaceae.
AUGUCUAAAGAAGAAAAAUUAAUUGAUAAACUUCAAUAUGAUUUUUUUUAUUAUGGUAUUGAUAAUAAUAAAACAAUUAUCACUACAGUUCUUGAAUAUAUAAAUAAUAAUCAAGACAUAUUAAAAGAUAAAGAUAUUAUAAAUGAAUUUAUACAAAUUUAUAAAAAUAUUUUUAUAUCUAAUAAAAAAUUAAAUGAAUCAAAAAAUUUUAAUUUAGAAUUAAUAAAUGAUCAUGAAUCCGAUAAUGAAUAUGUUAUU